Molecule: messenger RNA, 732 nt
Organism: Saccostrea cuccullata (small rock oyster)
Lineage: Eukaryota; Metazoa; Mollusca; Bivalvia; Ostreida; Ostreidae
Product: protein SpAN-like
Exons: 3
Coding region: 27-641 (204 amino acids)
Source: RefSeq, a predicted model, not a curated record
AAUAUGGAUUGGAAUCAUAUAUUCACAUGGAAAUAAUUAACACAAACAAAGGACAGUUUACCUCACCUGGAUACCCCGGAAACUACCCAAACAAUGCAAACUAUACUUGGAUAAUAAGGACUGGGCACACUGCAGCUAAUAUAAAAUUUAGAACUCAUGACAUGGCUAUUAAGCACACAUAUGCCUGUGACGACUAUCUCGAGAUUAAAAGGGUCGAGCCAUGCUGCUUGAAUGCAUUUAAUAGAUGUGGUGAAUUAAAUAAUUUUGACGUUAACAUAAGAGGGAAUGAAAUAAGAGUAUCAUUUAUUUCGGACAUAAUUCUGAAUGCAAAAGGAUUUAAUCUUUCUUGGACAGUCACUUUACCACCAACUACACACCCAGAAGGUACAAAGAUUACGACAAUUGCCCCUGUAAAGACGUCAGUAAGAGUAUAUCACUCUAAAUCAACAAAAUUGACAACUACUACUACAUCAAGAACUGCUUCAUCAGCACAAGAUUUGACAAUCAUUUUCAAAGCAAUAAAAGUUUUGUCAACAACUCCAAGAACUUCUACAACAACAACUUCAACAACAACAAAUAAUUAUGACAAUCACAACAAAUUUGACAACAUCCCUAACAGAAGCAAAAAUGAAAACAUAUGAUAUGUCAACAAUAAGGCCAACUCUGUCACAGAGACAUUUGUCAGCAACAUUUAUGUCAGGAAGCUCAAAACUACCAGGUAAGAACGUUAAA